Messenger RNA from Sphaeramia orbicularis (orbiculate cardinalfish), 2148 nucleotides. It is a transcript of the gene fam3a, whose product is annotated as FAM3 metabolism regulating signaling molecule A. NCBI's taxonomy places the organism in Eukaryota, Metazoa, Chordata, Actinopteri, Kurtiformes, Apogonidae. The coding region runs from base 326 to 1012 and encodes 228 amino acids. The transcript has 10 exons. The record is from RefSeq and is a predicted model, not a curated record.
UCCCAGCUGGCGGUUGGCAAUACAUCCGGAAGACAGAUGGAAUAUAAACCAAACUAAACACGAUUUCCCAUGCUCGUAGACAACAGAGUUAUAAAACUUGUGUAAAUGGACAACUGAUCCUCCAGCUCAAGUCCGACUUUUCACUUAAAGCUGAUUUAUAGUGGCGGAGAGUCUCAAUGAGGAAACAGCGCAAGAAAUAGACAAAGUCCCGAGUGGCAAGAGCAACAGAGCUCUACUUUAGCUACUGUUUAUUCCAUCCGAGCUAAAGCUACAGGAGAGAGGACACUUCUCACCUGCACACAAGGGGUCUGUGAAAGAUUGAAUCAUGAGGUUAACAGGUCCUUUGCGAGCUGUCGCAGUACUGCUGUUGGUUGGACUCACCUGGCUGUUGGCAAACACCUUAUUUGGUGGAGAGAAUGGUUCUGUCCGGCAUUUUUUCAGUGGUGGAGGCAUGGAACCAACUCCAGAACCCCGUCCACGAAGAUAUAAAUGUGGACUUUCAGCUCCCUGUCCUCCAAAGCAUCUGGCUUUCCGCCUAGUGUCUGGUGCUGCCAACGUCAUUGGGCCCAAAAUCUGCCUGGAAGACAAGAUGUUAGUGAGCAGUGUGAAGAACAAUGUUGGCAGGGGAUUGAACAUAGCUUUAGUGAAUGGGGUGACCGGAGAGCUCUUGGACACAAAAAACUUUGAUAUGUGGGCAGGAGAUGUUUCUGACUUGUUGAAGUUUCUACGGCCGCUCCAUGAAGGAACACUCGUAUUUGUGGCUUCUUUUGAUGAUCCAGCUACAAAGUUGAAUGAUGAGUCUCGGCGACUCUUUGAGGAACUCGGGAGCACAGCAGGAAGGAGUUGGCCUUCAGAGACAGCUGGGGUAUUUGUUGGAGCCAAAGGCAUCGAGAAUAAAAGUCCAUUUGAGCAGCGAAUGAAGAACAGUAAGAGCAGCAACAAAUACGAAGGCUGGCCAGAGUCUCUAGAGAUGGAUGGUUGCAUUCCCCUUCGGCCUCCCCUAGAAGCGUAACUGCCUCGUAUGCAGGAAAGUGGAGGAGCAGCAGCAGCAGCCGUGGAUCCAAAUGACAGUUAGAAAGAUGAGGAACUUCUGAAUGAUUAUCCUUUCCACGUCUGGGACAGAUUGUUCUCCCUCUCUCGGCAGAGGUUUGAGUCAACUGCAAAGACUGUUUAGACUUGAUGCAUUUAAAAUUGCUGGAAACCUUCUGUGGAUUUGUUGAUGAAGCUUUGUGAGCCAUUAUGAGUUGAAGUGAUGUUACAAAACAAAUGGCAAAGUUUGUAUGAGGUAAAGGAGGAACGUGAAAGGCCAAAUGUCUGAUGACCAAAGUGUAACAGUGACUAGUGAAUGAAUAUAGCUGGAGUAGGUCUUCCCAAGCCAAUGUAGAUAUUUUCCUCCGUCUGUAGGGUGUUGAUAAUUAAUCAUGAAGCACUAAAUGCUUGAAUUAUAUUUCUUGUUCGGCUGACAAAAAAACACACCUUUUGAGACAUGAAGACACUGGGAAACCUAAUCUACAUCAGUUAAGUAAAACUUUGGCACUACUUUUGAGCUAAUACUUUUAAAGACACAUUAAAUGUCCGCCACAGCACCUAUCGAUAGCCAGAUUUUAUAUUUAUGGUAAAUAUAUUUUAUCCUGUGAUGAUAUUUAUUGAUAUUACACAUAGUGUUCAUUAGUAUUUCUUUUCCUUAGAACUUGAUGCCAUUGUUGCCUGUGUUUACAAAUUUAUUUUCAAUCAUUUCUGGUCAGUUUAGUGUAAAGCCUUUUCCAAUGAUGAAAUGUAUUUAUUUUACCAGAAAUGUCACAUAACUCAUUGUAUGAGAUCAUCCGAACACUGCCCGCUCUAGGUUUUAAUAUUGUCUCAGGCCUGCAAACCUUUUCAAGUGAGUGAUUUGUUUGAACCUCAGUGUGUGUUUGUGUAAUGUUUUUAAUGUUGAAUGUAUCCACCAGGCGUCAUGCAAGCCUUACAUGUAUGAAGUGUUUAGGUGUAUAGAAAUUAUUAUAUUAAUAUUAUUUUAUAUUAUGAUUAGAAGUCCAUUUAAGCCACCUUUGUCUAUACUAUGUUGUGUUAACUGUAAAGAUUUUUUUCUACAAAGCACUUAUGUCCGUGUUUUGUAUCGUGACAAUGCUAAUAAAGACGUCCAAAUAUUUA